This is a messenger RNA of Angiostrongylus costaricensis, 1011 nucleotides long. Lineage: Eukaryota; Metazoa; Nematoda; Chromadorea; Rhabditida; Metastrongylidae. The record is from the annotation of a GenBank genome assembly.
AUGCUUGACUUGUUCAAUCUUCUCGGAUGGGGAGAAUUUUGGCAAGGAGAAGAUAUAGCGCUGACAACUUCAUCACGAUUAGUACAUGUAGUUAACAUCUCUCAGAGUCAACCCCCAUGGCUAGCUCGACCGCUUUAUGGCUUGGCAGCUCCAGCUAUUAUUCUUGUCACACUGGUCACAAAUUCGUUGGUGAUUGUAGUGCUUUCAAACAGGAAUCUCCGUACGCCCACGAAUCAUAUUCUGCUUUCGAUGGCGAUCACUGAACUGAUGACCGGUUUGUCCUCCUGUCCAUGGUUUUUGUAUUACUAUACCUUUGGUGGCCUAUAUGAAGACCAACAAUAUGGUCUGUCAGAUUUCUGGUGUAAAACACAUCCGUACUUCGCUGUUUACCUUCCAACAAUAGCCCUUACAUCGAGCUCAAUAAAAGUGUUUCAGCAAAUGUCAGGAUGCUUGACAUCGAACCGUCUCAUGCACGCUACUACACGCAUGUUGCUUGUCGUGAUAGCCAUCUUUUUACUAAUUGAAAUUCCAGUUGCACUUAUUUUUAUCAUGCACUUAUUAGUCGUAUUCUAUCGGCUUCUUGAUUUGAGCGACUACAAAACAAUCAACAACCUUCUGAUAGUAAGGUUCGGUCUUUUCUGCUCUACUGAAUAUCUUCGGUUGCUGACAAAAGAUCAGGCAAUCGCUGAUUUUAAACUUCUCUUACUUAUUUCGAUAUGUUUCAGAAAUUUCCUUAUAAUAUUGACGUAUCCGCUGAAUUUUGCUAUUUAUUUCGGCAUGAGCUCCUCAUUUAAGCUGCAGUUUCGACAACUAUUUUCACGUCAAGUACUGUACAUAGCAUCCCCAGCCGACGGUACAGGAUGGCGUCCUCGAUUUUCUGUUCAACUAAUUGAUAUUCAUAAAUUGCGAAGACCUAGUCAACUAGUUCGAAAAACGACGCAUCAAUACACCCAGAAAAGAAUGUCAGCGGCAGCAACAGAAGUUACAGCAAUGGCUGAUGAGUACCUUUAG